Molecule: messenger RNA, 3866 nt
Organism: Tupaia belangeri chinensis (Chinese tree shrew)
Lineage: Eukaryota; Metazoa; Chordata; Mammalia; Scandentia; Tupaiidae
Gene: ITGAL
Product: integrin subunit alpha L
Exons: 33
Coding region: 140-3685 (1181 amino acids)
Biological process (GO): cell-cell adhesion; cell-matrix adhesion; cell adhesion mediated by integrin
Cellular component (GO): integrin complex; external side of plasma membrane
Molecular function (GO): integrin binding
Source: RefSeq, a predicted model, not a curated record
UCCAGGGAAGGAAAAUAACCCAAGGGGAAAAAUCAGAAAGAGUGAGAAAUUAGAACGUAAAUUACUACAGUUGCCAGCAAAUCCCAAGGGCCCUCUGAGACUGAGCCUGGGCCCACAGGGCCUUCCAGCUGCUGCAAAGAUGAAGAAUUCUUGCAUCACCAUGAGGCUGCUGUUGUCUGGGUCCUUUCUCUUAGUGCUGGCCUCGGGCUACAACCUGGACGUGCGGCACGUGCAGAACUUCUCCUUCCCAAGUGCCGGGAGCCACUUUGGGUACCGGGUCCUGCAGGUCGGAGACGGAGUUGUCGUGGGAGCUCCAGGCGAGGGGAACAGCACAGGAAACCUCUACCAGUGCCAGCCGGGCACUGGCCACUGCCAGCCAGUCAGCCUGAGUGGUUCCAAAUAUACCUCCAAGUACUUGGGAAUGACCUUGGCAACAGACGCUACGGGUGGAAGCCUUUUGACCUGUGACCCUGGGCUGUCUCGAACAUGUGACCAGAAUACCUAUCUGAGUGGCCUGUGUUACCUCUUCCCUCAGAAUCUAGGGGGUCCUGUGCUACAAGGGCGCCCUGGUUAUCAGGAAUGUUUAAAGGGCAACGUAGACCUUGUAUUUCUGUUUGAUGGCUCGAGGAGCUUGCAGCAAGAUGAAUUUCAGAAAAUUCUGGACUUCAUGAAGGAUGUGAUGAGAAAACUCAGCAACUCUUCCUACCAGUUUGCUGCUGUUCAGUUUUCUUCAUCCUACAAAACAGAAUUUAAUUUCUUGGAUUAUGUUAAAGUGAAGGACCCCGAUGUUCUGCUAGCCAACGUAAGGCACAUGCUCCUGUUGACCAACACCUUUGGUGCCAUCAACUAUGUCGCGACAGAGGUAUUUCGGCCAGAACUGGGUGCCCGACCAGAUGCCACCAAAGUGCUCAUUAUCAUCACUGAUGGGGAGGCCACUGACAGCGGCAGCAUCGCGGUGGCCGAGGACAUCACCCGCUACAUCAUUGGGGUUGGGAAGUAUUUUAAGACCAAGAAAAGUCAGGAGACACUCCACGAAUUUGCCUCAAAACCCACAAAGGAGUUUGUGAAGAUUCUGGACACAUUUGAAAAGCUGAAGGACCUUUUCACUGACCUGCAAAAGAAGAUCUACGCCAUCGAGGGCACAAACAAAAAGGACCUGACAUCCUUCAAUAUGGAACUGUCCUCCAGUGGGAUCAGCGCUGACCUCAGCAGGGGCCAUGCUGUCGUGGGGGCAGUUGGAGCCCAGGACUGGGCUGGCGGCUUUCUAGACUUGAAGGCAGACCUGCAGGAUGACACGUUUGUUGGGAACGAACCACUAACUGAAGAAGAGACAGGGGGAUAUUUGGGUUACACAAUGACCUGGCUGCCAUCCCAGGGGCCCACAUCACUGCUGGCAGUUGGAGCCCCCCGAUACCAGCAUAUAGGGCGGGUACUGCUGUUCCGGGAACCACAGGGUGAAGGACACUGGAGCCAGGUCCAGGAAAUAGAUGGGAGCCAGGUCGGCUCUUAUUUUGGUGGUGAGUUGUGUGGUAUCGACAUGGACCAGGAUGGGGAGACAGAGCUGCUGCUGAUUGGAGCCCCCCUGUUCUAUGGGGAGCAGAGAGGAGGACGGGUGUUUAUCUACCAGAGAAAACAGCUGGGGUUCGAAGUGGUCUCAGAACUUCAGGGGGAUGCCGGCUACCCCCUGGGGCGGUUUGGAGCGGUGAUCGCUGCUCUGACAGACAUCAACGGGGACAGGCUGAUGGACGUGGCUGUGGGUGCCCCUCUGGAGGAGCAGGGGGCUGUGUACAUCUUCAACGGGCGGCUGGGUGGGCUCAGCCCCCGGCCAGGUGAGCGAAUAGAGGGGUCCCGGGUGUCCUCAGGAAUUCGGUGGUUUGGACGCUCCAUCCACGGGGUGAAGGACCUUGGAGGGGAUGGCCUGGCAGAUGUGGCUGUGGGUGCUGAGGGCCAAGUGAUCCUGCUGAGCUCCCGGCCCGUGGUGGACAUAGUCACUGAGAUGACCUUCUCCCCAGCCGAGAUCCCCGUCCAUGAAGUGGAGUGCUCCUACUCAACCAGCACCAAGAAGAAGGAAGGUGUGAACGUCACAGUCUGUUUCCAGGUCCAGCCCCUCAUCCCUCACCUCCAAGGUCUCCUGGUUGCCAACCUCAGUUACACUCUGCAGCUGGACGGCCUUCGGACCAGAAGCCGGGGCUUGUUCCCAGGCGGGAGAAGUGAGCUCAGCGGGAACCGGGCUGUCACGGCAGCCAAGUCCUGCUCUCAGUUCUGGUUUCACUUCCCGGUAUGCAUUCAAGACCUUAUCUCCCCCAUCAAUGUCUCCCUGAAUUUUGCUCUUUGGGAGGAAGAAGGAACACCAAGGGACCAAGGCAUGGGCCCUCCACUCCUCCAUGCUCAACGGGGCAGGAACCUGCGACCCAUCCUGAGACCCUCGCCACAUUCAGAGACCAAGGAGGUCCCUUUUGAGAAGAACUGUGGGGAAGACAAGAAAUGCGAGGCAAGCUUGAGGUUGUCCUUCUCCCCUGCAAGAUCCAGAGUUCUCUAUCUGACCCCGUCUGCCAGCCUCUCUGUGGACUUGACCCUGAGCAACGUGGGAGAAGAUGCUUACUGGGUCCACCUGGAACUGAGCUUCCCCCAUGGCCUCUCCUUCCGCAAAGUGGAGAUGCUCAAGCCGCACAGCCAGGUACCUGUGAGCUGCGAGGAGCUCCCUGAGGAGCCCAGGCUUCCAACCAGACCGACCAGAACGCUCUCUUGCAACGUGAGCUCUCCCAUCUUUAAAGCAAGUAGCUCGGUUGUUAUCCAGGUGAUGUUUAAUAUGCUUACGCUGCAGAACAGCUCCUGGGGGGACGCUGUGGAGCUGCAUGCCAAGGUGAAAUGUGACAAUGAGGACUCAGACCUUCUGAUGGACAACUUGGCCACCACCAGCAUCCCUGUCCUGUACCCCAUCAACGUCCUCAUCGAGGACAUGGAAAACUCCACUCUCUACAUCAGUUUCACUCCCAAAGGUCCCAAGGUCCACCAAGUCAAGCACAUCUACCAGGUGAGAAUUAAGCCCUUCGAUCACGACCACAACCCACCCGCCCUGGAGGCCUUGGUGAGGGUGCCACAGCCUCCCAGCAAGGGGCCCGUCACGCACAAGUGGAGUGUGCAGAUGGAGCCCCCUGUCACCUGCCUAUGUGAGGACCCGACGCUGCUGUCCGCUGUGGCUGAGUCUUGUCUCCCUGGAGCCGAGUGCCGCUGCCCAAUUGUCUUCAGGGAGGAGAUCUUCGUCCAGGUGGUCGGGACUGUGGAGCUGGUGGAAGAGAUCAAGGCCUCAUCCAUGUUCAGCCUCUGCAGCUCCCUGUCCAUCUCCUUCAACAGCAGCAAGCACUUCCACCUCUAUGGCAGCAACGCCUCCCUGGCUCAGGUCGUCAUGAAGGUCGACAUCGUGUACGAGAAGGAGAUGCUCUAUCUGUACGUGCUGAGUGGUGUCGGGGGGCUGUUGCUGCUGCUGCUGAUUUUCCUAGCGCUGUACAAGAUUGGCUUCUUCAAACGGAACCUGAAGGAGAAGAUGGAGGCUGAUGGUGGCGUCCCAAAUGGACUCCCUGGAGAAGACUCUGGGUGCCCAGCAUCUGGGGAAGAAGCUGGAGAUCCGGGCUGCCUGGAGCCCCUCCAAGGGGAGAAGACCCAGGAGGAAGAUGUCAAGGACUGAGGCCCAGGCUGAUGCUCAGAGGGCCCAGGACUGGACCUGGGAAGCCAGGAGCCAAUCUACUUCUACCUGCAUUUCACUGUGUCCUUGUGCAGGUCACCUUCCUUGGCCUCGGUUUUCUAUCUUGAACGUGGAGUAGCACAUUCCUGCGUGCCACUUUUGCAGGCUUGUGGGACUCUUCUGU